CUAAAGCUAGCUCGCUCAGUUGGUAAUCGGUCAGCCCGGAGCUAAAAGCACGCACACUGCUGGGCUCUCCACUCUUCCGGAUUACUCUCCUUUGAUGGGGAAGGAAGACAGACAUGACCGCUGUUUGCUAAGGAUUCACCAGAAAACGACAGUGCUCGUAGUAACAUUGUCUGGACUCCUGAAGCUAGCUCGUAAAACCAGUCGUGUUGAUGUGGUAACUUAAUCAUGGAACAUCUGGUUGCUAGCGCUAGCUUAGUCAGCUACACAUUCGCGAUAUGAAACGUUAGUUAAUGUGUAAGUAACCGGGUUUUUUAAAGUUUGAGAGAGUGCUAUAAAUGUAGCUGGUGGGUUAACUACAUAUAUGUGUUAACUAUGUGGCGUGUACGUGAGCUUACGUGGGAUAAAUGUCUAAAUGCGGAAAUGUUGGUGCUGUUAAGUUUGAAGCCACUAGCUGUCUGCCCAGCGGCAGCAGACUAAAAGUCUCCCAAGUUAAUGAAUAAAUAAGGUGCCACGCCAGAGUCAAUAUCCCGAAAACCUCUGUUCAGGAUGUCCGCCUUUAUGCUUAUAACACGCCAUCAUGUGAGCAGCUUGGGAUUUGUCCCUCAUUUACAUUUUGUCAAACAAACGCAGGACUGUAGUCUUUAUCCCUGUCAGGCAUCCCGGCCUGUCAUGUUUGGAUAUAUUCCUCAUGUGGUCCAAAUGGUCUGAGAAGUAAUUGUCUCCCCGCUGGCAGUGAGGCUAUAUUUCAGUCAGUGCAAGGAAGUGUAAGUGCCAGGUUAUUAUCCCAGCCCUCUGUGGGUAAUGCUAAGACAGUCCCAGCCUGAGAAGUGAGCGGAUUAUGAUCCUGUUGGAUUUGCUCACAGAAGGAAACAAGAACACCUAUUAGUGCUGUGAGGAAACACAGGCCACUGUGCUCCGCUUGAUCCCCGCUCCCCCUCUUGUUGACUUUCAUUUGUCAGAUCAAAAAAGGAAAAAAAAGAAAAAAAAGUCUCUCAUUCUCCCACACACUUCCUUUCACUUGUGCUUCUCAUUAGCGGCAGUCCCGCCCUGGAAGGCUGGAUACAUAUUAUUGUAUGCUCCAUUAAUCAAAACCUUUCCCAACAGCUAAAGAAGACCCUCUGAUGCAAUUUCAACUUGGCGCUUGCGAUCGAGGACAGACGGUCUGCCCAGGCUGCCACAGUAGAUAUGCUGCAUCUAUGCUACUGAGAGAAGAAUGACAUUUGUCUCAUUUUAAUUCCUGGAGCUGUUUCGGGAAAGAAGAAUCGAGGCCUUGCUUGACAAAAAAAAAGUUGCUGCUCUCAGCCAAGUUGGUCUUUUUCUCAGCCCAUUUCUUCAUGCUGUUGUAGCCUAGUGCGCAAACUGUUAUUGCACUGGAGGCCAACUAAGCAAAAGGGCUGCGCUGGAGGAUUAAACUGUGCUGUGGUGGUGGGGACUGGACUGGCCGAGCAGGCCCACAGAGACACACAUCAUGCUGCCAGGACACUAGGGUCCCUGUUUGAGCCCCCUCUGUGUGGCGCUUGUUUUUUUUUUGUUUUUUUUCUUUUCCCUGCAGUCUCAUCAGUUUGGAUGGUUGAGCACAAGGGCUACUUUGAAGGAGCCCACCGGUGGCUGUGGUUUGGCCAAAGCUGACAGACUACUUGCCAGCUAUUGCUGAUUUAGUACCCUUGUCCACUGCCACUGCUGCCGUAGCCCGCUUCGCUGUGGUCUCCAGUAUGGUGAAUGGAGGCUGGAGACAUCGCAGGAGUGGAGCUGAACCUUCAGUACUGGUGUAGCUGUUUACUUCCCAUCAUUUUGUCCGCAUUAAGACCGCUCCAGAAGAGGAUGAAGCUGAGGAAACAGGUGACAGUGUGUGGAGGGGCCAUAUUCUGUGUGGCUGUGUUCUCACUGUAUCUGAUGUUGGAUCGAGUCCAACAUGAUCCUGCAAGGCGACAGAAUGGAGGGAACUUUCCACGGAGCCAAAUCUCAGUUCUGCAGAACCGGAUAGAGCAGCUGGAGCAGCUCCUGGAGGAAAACCACCAAAUCAUCAGCCACAUAAAGGACUCUGUGAUGGAGCUCACAGACACAGGAGCUGUGUCUCCCAGUGGCCACCUGCCAUUCAGAAGUGCCAAUGGUUCCUGGGUGCUACCCUUCGACGGCCGCCCCACUUUCCUCGCUGUCAAGCCCCAGGAUUGCCAAUUUGCUGCAGGCAGCCGUGGCCAAGCAGACGUUCAGAUGCUGGAUGUAUACUCCCUUCUCAAGUUUGACAACCCUGACGGCGGCGUAUGGAAACAGGGCUUCGACAUUACUUACGACCCUGAUGAGUGGGACAAUGAGCCGCUGCAGGUGUUUGUGGUCCCCCACUCCCACAAUGAUCCAGGUUGGGUCAAGACUUUUGACAAGUACUUCACAGACCAGACGCAGCACAUUUUAAACAACAUGGUGGUGAAGCUGGCAGAGGAUCCUCGCCGGAAGUUCAUCUGGUCCGAGAUUUCAUUCUUCUCCAAGUGGUGGGAGACUGCAGACAUACACAAGCAGGAGGCUAUGCGCAAGCUGAUUCUUGGAGGGCAGCUCGAGAUCGUGACAGGAGGAUGGGUGAUGACGGAUGAAGCCAACGCUCACUACUUUGCCAUGAUAGACCAGCUUAUUGAGGGACACCAGUGGCUGGAGAGAAAUCUAGGUAUAACUCCUUGCAGCGGGUGGGCUGUAGACCCUUUUGGGCACAGCGCUACGAUGCCCUAUCUGCUGAAGAGGGCCAACCUAACUAGCAUGCUCAUCCAGAGGGUCCACUACUCCAUCAAGAAACACUUUUCCUCCACCCGCAGCCUGGAGUUUAUGUGGAGGCAGUCCUGGGACACUGGUUCGAGCACAGAUAUGUUUUGCCACAUGAUGCCAUUCUACAGCUACGACGUGCCUCAUACCUGUGGGCCCGACCCCAAGAUCUGCUGCCAGUUCGAUUUCAAGAGGUUACCGGGUGGUCGGAUAAACUGUCCCUGGAAAGUGCCGCCAAAAGCUGUGGUGGAGGCCAACGUAGCAGAGAGGGCACAGCUCCUUCUGGAUCAGUACCGCAAAAAGUCCAAACUCUACCGCAGCAAGGUGCUUCUCGUCCCCCUGGGAGAUGACUUCCGCUACGACAAGGCUCUGGAAUGGGAUCAGCAGUACAUCAACUACCAGAAGCUGUUUGACUACAUGAAUUCUCACCCCGAGCUGCACGUACAAGCUCAGUUUGGGACUCUCACUGACUACUUCAACGCUGUGUACAAAGCGAGCGGAGUGGCCCAGGGAUCCAGACCCGCUGAGUUCCCGGUGCUCAGUGGAGAUUUCUUUGCUUACGCAGACCGUGAAGACCACUACUGGACUGGCUAUUUCACCUCUCGGCCCUUUUACAAGAGCCUGGACCGUGUGAUAGAGUCGCACCUCAGGGGGGCAGAGAUCCUCUACAGCCUGGCGGUUGCCAACGCUCGGCAUGCUGGGAUGGAAGGACGCUACCCGGUCUCAGACUAUGCGCUGCUGGUGGAUGCGAGGCGAUCUGUCGGCCUCUUCCAGCAUCACGACGCCAUCACCGGCACUGCGAAAGAGAAUGUUGUGAUCGACUACGGCACCAAAUUACUGCGUUCACUCAUCGGUCUGAAGAGGGUAAUCAUCAAUGCUGCUCAUUUCCUGCUGAUGAAAAACAAAGAGUUUUAUCGCUUUUACCAAACAGAGCCCUUCCUGGAGACGGAUGACAGGCGCGCUACUCAAGACUCUCUGCCUCAGCGCACUCUAAUCGAGCUGGACCCAGCAGGACCGAGGUACCUGGUUCUGUUCAACCCCAUCGAGCAGGAACGGCUGUGUGUGGUGACGGUGUUGGUCAACACAGUGAAGGUGCGGGUGCUUACGGAGGACGGACAGACCCUCCCGGUGCAGCUGAGCGCUCAGUGGAGCUCUGCAAGUCAAAUGAGUGCGGAGGUAUUUGAGGCGACGUUCAUGGUCCGCCUGCCACCUCUGGGCCUGGCUGUGUUCCAUCUCUACGAGUCUCCUGACUCGCCCAUGACGCUCCGCUCCGACACGCUGCUCAGGCUGUCGGGACGUGGCGUCACUGCCCGCGCCGUCGACCCGCUUCCCGUGCGCUCGCAGCAGUCCGACCCGCAGACCUUCUACAUCAGCAGCCAGUCUCUCACGCUGGGCUUCUCCGGAACCACCGGCCUGCUGGAGAGCAUCAAGCGCAAAGACGAUCCUCAGGAAGUGAAGGUUCAGAUGCAGUUCAUGGUGUAUGGCACUCGCCCCUCCAAAGACAAAAGUGGAGCGUACCUCUUCCUACCUGAUGGGAAAGCAAAGCCCUACAACCAGAAGGAGCCGCCCGUGGUGCGCGUGGUGGAGGGGCCGCUCUUCUCCGAGGUGGUGGCACACUACCAGCAUUUCCAGCAGACGAUUCGCAUCAACAAUGUGCCAGGGGUGGACGGUUUGUCGAUCGACAUCACCACCAUGGUGGACAUCAGAGAUCAGACCAACAAGGAGCUGGCAAUGCGAUUAGUCACCGACAUCCAGAGUGGAGACGUCUUCUACACAGAUCUCAACGGCUUCCAGAUGCAGCCUCGUCGCCACUACAUGAAGCUCCCCCUGCAGGCCAACUUCUAUCCCAUGCCCAGCCAGGCGUACAUCCAGGACAGCCACCACCGCCUCACGCUGCACACAGCUCAGGCUCUGGGUGUCAGCAGCCUGGAGAACGGCCAGCUCGAAGUGAUUAUGGACCGGCGGCUGAUGCAGGAUGAUAAUCGUGGGCUGGGUCAGGGCCUGAAGGACAAUAAGAAGACGGGCAACCGCUUUCGACUGCUGCUUGAGAGGAGAUCCACGGGCAACAAGAUGACGGACAGUGCAACAAACAGCUUCCCGUCUAUACUGAGUCACAUGACCAACACCUUCCUGAACCACGAGGUUCUGGCGCUGCCCGUCCUGCCCAAACGCCGCGGCAUCCCUCCUCUGCAGACCUUCGCCCCUCUCAAGUCCAUCCUGCCCUGCGACUUCCACCUGCUGAACCUGCGCAGCAUCCAGACUCAGCAGGACCCCCAGUCUCCGUCUCCGUACACAGCCAUGAUUCUUCACCGUCUGGCGGUAGACUGCAGCCUGGAGGCUCAGAACCUGGGCUUCAACUGCACCACCACACAGGGACAGCUGAGCGUGUCAGGACUCUUCAAGAACCUGGACCUGCAGCUGCUGCAGCCCAUGUCCCUGACGCUGAUGCACUCCGGCGCGCCUCUGGCCAACGACUCCUCCAUCAGCCUAGAUCCCAUGGAGAUCUCCGCCUUCAAGCUCAAACUGCGCUAAGAGCCGUCCGGACUAAAAGAGGCAAUAAAAACAGACUCAUCUGACUUGUUGGACCAAGAACCAUGCCCCCACGCCGGGGCCACAGACUGGCAACAGAGAGAGAGAGAAAAGGGGAGGAUCGGGGACGUCUGGCUCUCUCUCUGUUUUGUCAAGCAGAACCACAAACACUACAGCUCGGAGAUGGAAAGGUCCACUGUAACAUGACUGACUGCACAGCAGGGGGCAGGCCAUAGCUGUUACUGUGGACGUCUCUGAGAGCAGCGGGGGAAAAAAAAACAAAAACGGGUGAACUCGCAGCGAGGAUUUAAAAAAAGCUGCCCGAACUUCUCAUCAGACGCAGCCCGGGUGUCUGUUAAUCGACAAUGAAAUCUCAUUUAGUUCUGCUUCAUAAGAACUCGUGUCAUUUUUCUAUCUUGGCUCCAUCCUGGACUGAACUACUGAAUGUAAAUAUCCCAAACGACUGUGGAGGGGAGGGAGGGGGACUCGUGCCACAUCAGAGUGCAAUUUACAAAGCUUUAUUUGGUAUAUGGGGUUUUUUUCUUUCUUUCAUCUUUUUACACAUACGCAGUGAAAACGACACACGCCACCAAGUGAUUUUGUUUUGGGUUUUUUGUACCUGUCAAUGUAACAGCAGUUAAUUGUAUUGGAUUUUUUUUUUUUUUCCGACAGACUCGAAUGCAGCAAAGAGAAUGUGUGGUCUCUUCGUCUUAGCUCGUGAGCAGAGGCUGCGACUCUCGUCUGUCUGAGUCCAACAGCAGUCGGGGCCACUUCACGCGAUCAAAAAUGUGAUCACUAAUCAUAUCCGACGAGUGUUUGAUUUUCUAUUCGCCGUUUUUUUUUUCUUCCUUUUUCCAUGUUUGCAUGUAGAUAGUCCGACGACUUUCUUUCCCCUCACUUCUUCUUCUCCUUCUCCUUCUUCUUCUUCUUCCCUCCCCGAGCUUCCUCUCUGCUGAUGAGAAAAACUGGAAGGCCUGUGACUUUGAAAGCUCCUGUCCGUCAUUCCCGGCUGGUUUUGUUUACCAUGCUGUAUGCAGUAGAAGACUAGACAAAGACUAUACCUCAUAUAUACCAUACGGCAGAUAUAUCAGUAUGUAUGUGUGUGUGUGUGUGUGUGUGUGUGUGUCUGUAGAGUAUGUCAUUGUGAAUAAGUGAGGGGUCUUCUGGGGGUGUAUUAAGGUUACAAUGUUUACUAUCAGGGACCAUUUAUCGUACUGUUAGGCGUCAUCCAUCACUUUGGGUUUCUGUGCGGAGCAGCGGGUCACGUCAUCGCAGGACAACAGACGAGAGCGGACUGCGAAUUUAAAGGGGUAGCUCACCCAAAUUUGUAAAAGUAGACACAUUUGCUCCGGUGGUGUCUGGCAAUGCAAAUAGAUUUGACUUUGAGAUAUCAGUCUAGAGCCGAUCGUGUUCAUUUCAUAUUUAACCGUUGGAAAAAAAACGCUCACCGGUGUGUGUGUGUAUAAAGAAAAUCAUCUCUGCAGUUUCCACAGAGCUCAAGGUUACAUUUUUUUAAGCACUUGUUUUAUAUAAACAGCAGCGAGCUUAAAGAUUUUUCAAACAUUUCCAAUCCAAAUGGAACCACUUUAAUACUCUUAAAGUGGUUCCUUAAAGAAUCUUUGGCAUUUCAGCUGGCUAGACGAUGACCGCCCCGACAGAAAGAACAAGUGAUUAUUGUCGAGGAUUCUUUUUUUUCAAAUUUUCUUUCAACUGUUUCAGCACUUUAUCUGUCUCUGAGAUUUCUGCCACCCAACCCAUUUCAAUGAAGCUGAAUGACAUUAAAAUAUUUCAUUUAAGGAAAAAGAAAAAAAAUGACAGCGGCUGGUCUUUUCCUGAAAAUGUGUCCCUGUCACUCUGUGAGAGGCGUUCAUGAACCACCUUCUGCUCUGACAGAACCAUUUUUCUUACCACAUACUGAUUCUGAGCUGGUCUUAACCUUCGAAUAUUAUUAAAAAUGAUUUGUGAGCGCACACUGUUGUCUGAUUAUGCAGUGCACACAGAGAAGGCAACCACAGCUAAAGUUAAAAGGUGGUAGAUCAGCUCCAGAGACGCCUCAGAACACCAAAGAUAACUUGACUUCUUUUUGUAAAAUACGUCACUGUUUGGUGUAGUCGUGUCAUCCUUAAGAUGCCGGUUGGUAUCCUCAGCAGGGUGCAUGGAUCACAUCAUUGCCUGCUUGUAUAAGAUGGUGAAACACGUUGAUUACUUGUACAUAAACUACAAACACACGUCACACUUUUCUUGUAUGUAGAAUGGAAUUGGGACAAAGCAAUAAUCUGCGUCAAACUGAAGCGUUGUGAGCAAAAACUUUCGACAUAAAACCAAAACUGUCUGCAUGUCGAGACACCACGAAGUGAUCGAACGAGGAAGAAAAAUUUGUUUUGUAAGUUUGGUGAACUCGCCCUUCACAUAGAGGUUGUAUCAGACCCUUCACAUGGAUCAUCAGCACAGGAGAAAGUUUUUUUUAUUUUUUUAUUGUGAGCACUACAGUACUUCUGUCCCGAGGCUGCCUGGAGGCACUCUGCCUCAUUCUGGCUUUUAUCCGCCUCCACAGCGGCCGUGGAGGAUGCUGUCAUCUGUGUCCAAAGCUCGGGUCGGACAUCUCGCGGCCCACCUGUGUUACACUUUGUGCCGCGCUGCCGUCUCCCCUCUGUCCCAUCACUUUCUCCCCCUGCUCAUCAUCUCCACCCUCCACAGGAGCUCUGCUGCUCUCCUCCUAUGAGCUGUUAUCUGCUCUGCCAUAGUUCAAUACAUUUUGCCUCCUCGCUCUCUCACUGCAGACACCCCCGGCCCCCCUCCUCCGGCUGCGAUUAGCAUUUCUGUAAGACCAGACUUCACUGCGUCUUGAAUUUGCACUUUCUCCUCUCAUCUUUGUAACCUUGUCACAGCCUCCUCUCUCCCUGCUGUUUCGUGUUGCGUCUGUUUUUGUCUUUUUUUUUUUUUAAAUGUGAUAUAUGUGGUAGCGCUGUUUUUGUUAGUUCAGAGGUAAUUUGUGAAUGCAAGGUGUCACCUGUGUGUUUAUUCAUGAUGAGUUAAAGCUGCUGCAGUAGAGCAGAAGACAUGGGGAGUAAAUAAAGAUCAGAAAACAGA
This is a messenger RNA of Acanthopagrus latus (yellowfin seabream), 8367 nucleotides long. It is a transcript of the gene man2a2, whose product is annotated as mannosidase, alpha, class 2A, member 2. Bases 1720 to 5280 code for a protein of 1186 amino acids. The transcript has 24 exons. Gene Ontology annotation, molecular function: alpha-mannosidase activity; carbohydrate binding. Gene Ontology annotation, biological process: mannose metabolic process; N-glycan processing; protein deglycosylation. Gene Ontology annotation, cellular component: Golgi membrane. NCBI's taxonomy places the organism in Eukaryota, Metazoa, Chordata, Actinopteri, Spariformes, Sparidae. The record is from RefSeq and is a predicted model, not a curated record.